This is a messenger RNA of Fimicolochytrium jonesii, 1920 nucleotides long. RefSeq lists its product as uncharacterized. The record is from RefSeq and is a predicted model, not a curated record. NCBI's taxonomy places the organism in Eukaryota, Fungi, Chytridiomycota, Chytridiomycetes, Spizellomycetales, Powellomycetaceae. The transcript is spliced from 6 exons. The coding region runs from base 95 to 1783 and encodes 562 amino acids.
UUGCUCGCCGCCCGCGAAAAUACACUAAACCACACCAGCAGAACCUUAAACGCAAACCCCCAAUAAAGUUCCCUGCCGGAACCAUCCUUCCACCAUGCUGUCCCACCUCACAAACCCCCACCCACCCCCCGUCCCCCCCAUCCCACUCCAAUACACCACCCACGCAAAACCACACCACCUCCACCGGCCCCUCUCCGCCCCCUACCUCAUCGCUUCUCCACCCUCAAACGUACCGAUGCAGCUUAAACCGCACCGCCGCAAACCGGUGAAUUACGAGAAUUUAGUUGUUGAUACCAAUGCGGCGACGGGGGAGGUAGCGCGGGGUGGAUAUGGAUUGGAGACGGUUGAUUCGGCGGGGUAUCUGGCGAGCAAUGAGGAAUUGAGUGCGGGUGCCGGCGUGGCGGAGAAGGAGAAGAGUAGGGGGAGAUCCAGGUCUCGGACACCAUCUAGCGCCCCAUCGCACCCCAUCGCACCCCCCAAACGCCGGGACUCCCUCGCUUCCACCCACUCCCGCUCCAUUUUCUCCCCACCAGGCUCCCACGCGCGGGCACCGCCCUCCCCUAUCGUCAAAAAAUCAGGCCUGAUGUCCAAAAUCGCAACCAUGGGUGAAGUCCUUCGCGACACGUGGGUUACUGAUCCGCGGCCUGAGCAUUUACGUGAGCAGCGGGGGCAGCUCUCGGCGGAGAGUUUGGAGAGUUUGGAGAGUUUGGGGGAAAGGAGAAGUAGGGGGAGUAGUGAGGUGCCGGAGGCGCAGGGGGUGGGAGAGAGAGAAAGAGUGGAGAAAGAGACUGAGAAGGAGAAUCACGACCCGUCGAUGUAUACGUAUAGGACUAAGCAUAGGGCGGAGUUUGAGCGGCGGAGACGGAAUGAUUUGGCACUAUCAGCAGAAGUCUCGCGCCUCGAAGAGCUAGUCGCGGCACGACAGAGCGAGACGCAGGACUUACACGCCGCGGUUGAGUUGCUGGCUAGGAGGUGUAAGGCGUUGGAGGGGCAGGUUGUCGGAUUGGGUGAGGUGCCUGUCUCACAGACGGAUGAGUCUUUGCAGCAGAAUCGGUUGAACGAUGUAGCUCUGAGGAUCGUAAAGAGGUCUGAGAUGAACAACGGCAUCGCAGUAGCCAACGCCCAAUCGACAGCUCUUAUGGAAGAAAUCCAUGCCAAAACCCGUCAAAUCCGCCGCCACCUCAAACUCCUCAUCCCAGCGCGCGAAGAACAGGAACAGGGUGCCGCUACGGCUGCCGAGGGGGUUGUUAAGUGUGAGGACGGGAACGAUGGUGAGACGAUGGGCGCGCCGCCGCCGGCGCCGAAGCGACUUAGUUCGGUUGCUGAGGAGGCGGGUGUGUCGUCUGUGUCUGGGAUGACGGUCGUGCCCGUACCUCUUAUCAGUGUUACUGAAGGGAAGAGCGAUGGUGGGCGUGAACAGGCCGAGCAGAAGAGUGACCUGGAGACUGUGCAGGAGACUAGGCGUCCGGCUGGGGAGUCGCAUGCAUCAUCGGACGACAUCCACAGCUCCGCAGCUCCAGCAUCCUUGGAGCAGUCUGAACCCGAACACGCGGUGGUCGAAGAGCCGAAUUUACCGUCACAUUCUACGAAAGCCAUACAAGACAUUCAAACCGCACCAUCGCACCAACCAUCACCACCAACACCUGAAACAGAAACAAAGCUAACCACGCCGAUACCAUCAACGGCCUCAAACCCCACCCUUCCAAACCCCACCUCCUCAAUCUCCAUCACGGACGGGUUUGCGGACGAUCUGCUUGGGAUAAUGAACGAUUACGGGUUAUGAGAAGGGGACGGAGACGACGGAGACGUUGUUGAAUAGUUCGUUGUACGUGUAUGCGUGUAUAGGAGAUGUUUUGAAGCAUAAGUCGAUGGGGCUGGUUCCCGGGGAAAUGGACCGUUGUUCGUGGUCCAAUAUAUUUC